This is a messenger RNA of Papilio polytes (common Mormon), 549 nucleotides long. RefSeq lists its product as uncharacterized. NCBI's taxonomy places the organism in Eukaryota, Metazoa, Arthropoda, Insecta, Lepidoptera, Papilionidae. The transcript has 4 exons. The coding region runs from base 1 to 549 and encodes 182 amino acids. The record is from RefSeq and is a predicted model, not a curated record.
AUGGCUUUAGCGGGAUCUGUUCUAGGCAAAACGGACAGGGCAGACAGACGGACGGAAAACAAGAAAAUCAAGUAUAUAAGCUUGGAGCGUCCUGUAGUUUUGUAUUAUAACAAGAAGUUCGUAUCAUUUUUUAACACUACAGCCCGUCGCUACAGCCGUGAUGACCCUAAGUAUUACAUCAGCGGCCAUGGAGACUGCAUGGUACCUUUGGAUAAUAGAAUUUUGGUGGAUAUUGUCUUCUACAAAUCUUCGGGCAAUACUUACAAGCGGACAUUCUUCGAGUUGCACUACAAGCUUUGCGACUUGCUGAACAAGGACACCUUCCUCGGCAGCUCCAUUAAGAAAGGAACCUUUAAGGGGCCUUGUCCUUUUCCUGCUGGUACAUACCACGUGGAGAAUGUUACGAUACCCAUAGAAAAUGUGCCCGUCUCCCUACCGCUGAAGAAAGGCAGGAUCUGCGUGAAUACCACUUAUGUAACCGGAGAAAGCAUGGGCAGUGGUUACAUUGACAUAGAAAUCAAAGAAAAGCACGUGCAAGGAAGAAAGUAA